UCCAAAUCCCCCCGCGCAAAAGGCGCGGGACUUCGGCGGCGACAUGCAAGGCGCUGUGAUCGAAGAAACUUGGGAGAUGAUGCACCAGACUCCCAUUAACGCUUACUGCUACAACCCGAAUGCCAACUGCUUUGUCACGACAGAUGAACACACGAUCAAACUCUGGAACACCGAAGGCGAGACCCGUAGUGUGACCCUGCCAGCCCGAACAUCGUAUUUGAUCCAAACGAUUCAGUACAUAUCAUCGCGCAACAUGUACAUGUCGAGUGCGCUGGACGGCUCUCUUCGGUUUUACGAUGAGUCCUUGGUGGAGCUCGCCAGCAUCUUCACGCAUCGUGCCACGAUUCUGUGCCUCGUGUUUGACGAGCCGCGAAAUCGAAUCAUCUCGGGUGGUAUCGAUGGAUGCAGUGCGUGGCUCCUUCGCGGCAGGGACACUGAAGGAUACGACGAUGCUCAUGUAAUUCGAAACCCGUCAUACCAAGUGGCACCACUGGAACUAUUCAACAAGACUGGCACAUCGUGGGUCCGACGCAUGAAGAUCGACGCCGAUGCGAACCGACUGCUUGUCCUUUCGGACAACACGCUUUUCGUAUACAAUCUCUCGGACGCAACCCUAGUUGACACAUACAAGAAGCUCGUGAAAGGCAAAUGCGGCGCAAUCACGGACUUUCUCGUGUUCAAGAAGAAGUCCAUCGUGGCGAGUUGUAUGGAUGGGUCGAUCUACGUCGUCACGAUAUAUCCUCGUUCCACCGUUGCAGUGUUCAAGGAGCACACCAAGACUGUCACGUCUCUAGUACUGGAUCCGUUAUCUGGCCUACUGAUGUCCAGGUCACACCCUUUCGUACAUCUUGCAGUGUUCCUCACUCGAUGUCAUGGUCUUCAGCUCUCUCGAUAGUUCGAUGCGCAUGUGGGACUUGGAUCUCCUCCGGAAUGUCCAUCAGCUUCGCCUAGACACGCCGCUGUCUUCUCUCUUUGUGGUGCCGCACACCAACCCCGUCGUGUUUGCUUGCCAAGCUCGCCAAGCUAUGAAGCUCCUCACCCUCAAGCACACGCUCAAGGAGCACUCGACGUUGGCGUCACCUAUCGCAAUUCUGACACAUGUGACGGCACCGUCCAAGCCCAUGCGUCAUGUCAAACCCGCCAACGUAAAAGCUGCCAUGCUCAAGCAUUCGACAUACAAGACGCCAUCCAUGCGCGUCGUCGCAGAUGCUCUCACUGAGCAGCGCAAGCUGUCGAGCAGCCAUCAUGACAACCACGUGAUAUCGAUAUGCCUGGACAAAAGCAUCCGCAUCUAUGGUGGCACCGACAUGGCGGUACCUGCGACCAUGUACGUGCCUGAGGACGCCCAAGAUGUCGUCGGAGUGGCAUUCAACUCGUACCGCGACCUGUUGUACAUCCUAAUGCGCAAGCACAUCUUGGUGUUCGACGUCGUCGAAGAUAUCGUCACGCCUCAGCACGUCAUUGACGUCGACAACAGGACGGUGAAAUGCAUUGGUGUGUGUCUCGUCGUGCCACAAUUCUACGCAAAGCCGCGCCACUCCCAAGCUGCCUCGCGCAGACGGCUAAAUUCAAUCGUAGACUUCAUUCGCAAAGGCAGCAGCAUCACGGGCGAUAGCAAUGACUGUUUGACGGCCGAUGCGUGGGUUGUUUGUGGUACCGACAAAGGAGAGCUCCUCUUCAGUGCCACUUCACAUGGUAGCUUGGACGAAGCUCCAGUUCAGCAAGCACAUUCUAGUGCAGUGUCGCUCGUUGCGUUCACGGCCAUUUCAACUGGAUUGCUUGUCACGUACGGCAUGGACAAGACAUUUUGCUUCUGGCGCAUGUCUCCACGUGUGAUGCGAGUCGGAUCGCUCGCAAUGGGCGACCACCCCACAUGCAUCCACGUCGCUCCGGCUUCUCAGAUUGUCGUAUGUGGAUUUGAAGACGGCCGCGUCGACUACGUCGACUUUGCCGACGCUGAGCCUCUCGUUGUGACGUCGGAAGUGAACCAUGCUGCCCUUGUCACGGCUGCCGACUCUUGCGACCCCCUCCAUCUCCAUGUCACCACCAGCUUUGACAUGACUCUCAAGGUUUGGGACCAGCAGAAAUCGCUACUUCGGGAAGUUCAGAUGGCGACACCUCUAACAAGUCUCUGCUUUAUCAACUCGUUUGGAGACCUCUUUGUCGGGAUGCAAGCCAAGAUGUUUUCGAUAUCCCGACAGGACAUUCUACCGGCAAAACUUCCCCUACCUCGACCGGCGCGCACGACAUCCGCGUCGUCGAAACUCGGCGGGCCAAGGAAAUCCAGCAAUCGGAGGCGAAGCAGCACCAACAACGGCUGUUGCAGUAGCAGCAUCGAUCAAUCCUCCGCUCAAACAAUGGCCACCGACCUCACCAACACGGAUAAAUCCACAGAAUCUCCCAUUGAAUUCUACGCUGGUGACGAAGAUGACGCCAGUGAUGAGUUUGAAGAUCAAAACGAUGAUGAUAUGGCCCAGUCGAAAAAGCUUGACGGGGGUCCGCCAUUGUCGCCACCAUCGAGUCGCAGAGCCACGUCCCCAACACGCAUUCGACGACCUGUUCAAGUGCACACAGCCGAUGUCGUCUUGUACAACCCUCCUGUUCUUCGGCAAAUUAGUACGCCAGACAACAAUCACACGAUCCUUUCUCCAUUGGACGAUUGCCCGCAAGUCUCGAGCGGUCACGAUUCAACUCCGCAAUCGCCUCAGUUGGACUCGGCGACGUUGACACCAAUUUACGAUAGCCGGCAAUUUCGAAAACCUGUCCAACCUGCCAGCGAAGCCAUGAUGCGGUAUCGAAAUCGAAAAGAGCGCCAGGCCCAGCAAGCCGCAGCGUCUCCGAAGUUCAAGACACCUGCCAAAGCAAACUUAACACUGGGAAAGCUUGAGCCCCCCCAACAUGGCGAUGACCCCGCCGUCCAUGCAUCUUCCUUUACUGCGAUAUCGCCAACAUUCCAAGGUGGGGCCGCACGACCUGUUCAACGCACGCCAAGGAAACUCUGGAAUGCGAUCGGAGCUGAAGACCGCCGUCUGAUUGUCCUGCAACGAACGUCCGUGCAAAUGGACAAAGGGGGUGGCGGAUGACGUACGACACACCAUGGAUUAUAUCGAAACCAAAGUCACGACUACCAUCGCCAGUAGCACUGUCAAGUCGAGUGGAUGGAAUCCAGGAGUGCUAUUGCAACCGCAUCGUUGAACCGAGAUGCGUAUUUUGUCUUGCACGUCGCCCCAGAAUCCCGAGAUGACCUUGGCUGGGUCGAAUGCCAGAUCUGCUUGGCAAGGCAUCCAUGAGUUGUGAGAGAAGGGUCCAUUGCUGCAGAUACGAACCGGGUGGAGUAAACACUCCAUCGCAUGCUCGGUACAACGUGUCAAGCAAGGGUUGGCACUUGGGCGCGCACUUGUUGGUGGUGGGGUCGCAAGACAUGCACGAGCCAGGGGUUGUGCCGUCUCCUUGGGUGACAACAGCUUCGAUAGCGUCGCUGCAUGGCCCCCACGAGUUUCCUUGAGGCGUCGGGUUCGGGAAGGAACUCGUCCCAUGCACUCUGUCGAGGAUGCCAAUGAUCAUAGCCCACAUCCAAAGGACAUUCCAUGAUCGAGAACUCCACGUCCAACCUGCCAGCAUGUUGGCGUCAGACUCGCACCGACAAAGGCAC
Aphanomyces invadans is the source of this 3652-nucleotide messenger RNA. RefSeq lists its product as hypothetical. Bases 873 to 3083 code for a protein of 736 amino acids. NCBI's taxonomy places the organism in Eukaryota, Oomycota, Saprolegniomycetes, Saprolegniales, Verrucalvaceae. The transcript is spliced from 6 exons. The record is from RefSeq and is a predicted model, not a curated record. Gene Ontology annotation, molecular function: protein binding.